Williopsis jadinii is the source of this 892-nucleotide messenger RNA. RefSeq lists its product as uncharacterized. The record is from RefSeq and is a predicted model, not a curated record. Gene Ontology annotation, biological process: fungal-type cell wall organization. Bases 1 to 639 code for a protein of 212 amino acids. The transcript has 2 exons. Gene Ontology annotation, molecular function: structural constituent of cell wall. NCBI's taxonomy places the organism in Eukaryota, Fungi, Ascomycota, Saccharomycetes, Phaffomycetales, Wickerhamomycetaceae. Gene Ontology annotation, cellular component: fungal-type cell wall.
AUGAAGUUCCAUAUCGCUCUUAUAUCUCUUGCAGUUGCCGUGUGUGCUAAAGAUGCUUCCUCUACAUGGACAACGCUGACACCAAGUGCAUCGCCAAUUGGUACCACUAACUAUGCAGGACCUUUUGGUAUUGCUGUGGAGCCUGUUGAGUCUCAAAGCUCAACUUCCGACUCAACAACUACAUUGGCUAAGAGAGACAUUAGUGACGGACAAGUCCAAGCAACGACAACAUCCAGUUCAACCACUAAGGAAUCUAAGACUUCAACCGACUCCUCUGAGGAAUCUAAGACUUCAUCCGACGCUGCUGAGGAAAGUUCGGAACUUGACAUCACUGCAGUCUCUUGUAAGACCGAUGGUACUUUGCAAAUGAGCUUGGAGGACUCCAUCUUGUACGACUCUCACGGACGUGUUGGUUCCAUUGUUGCUAACAGACAAUUCCAAUUCGAUGGUCCACCACCACAAGCCGGUGCCAUCUACGCUGCUGGUUGGAGUAUUACUGACGAUGGUUACCUAGCACUCGGUGACAGUGAUAUCUUUUACCAAUGUCUUAGUGGAACCUUCUACAAUUUGUACGAUGAGUCCAUUGGUGGACAGUGUACGCAAAUCAGAUUAGAAAUUGUCAGGCUCAUUGACUGUUGAGCUACAUAGUAAUGUCAUAAUAGGAAGAUGUAAAAUGUUCUUUGUUUGAAACUGAAGUAGGGCAAUAAAAUGAACCUUAGUUGACACAUUCAACAGCUUGUGGAGGGACUGGUUGACAGAUUUCCCUUACAACUAGCUACGUGUUAGACACAUUUACUGUUGAACUACGCCAUGAUGUCAUAAUAGAAAGGUGUAAAAUGCUAUUCGUUUCAAACUAAACUAGAUAAACAAGAGAAAUAAAAUGAAUCUUAGU